This is a messenger RNA of Drechmeria coniospora, 783 nucleotides long. Its product is annotated as prp38. The record is from RefSeq and is a predicted model, not a curated record. Bases 1 to 783 code for a protein of 260 amino acids. NCBI's taxonomy places the organism in Eukaryota, Fungi, Ascomycota, Sordariomycetes, Hypocreales, Ophiocordycipitaceae. The transcript has a single exon. Gene Ontology annotation, cellular component: precatalytic spliceosome.
AUGAAGCCAGACGUCGUUCGGGCCGACGCCCGCCGCUUCCUCGAUGAGCGUGGCUCCUCGGCCGCCCUCGCGCCCAACGGCCUCAACCCGGCCACCAUCAUGGAAAAGGCCGUCAUGGAUCGCAUCGUCGACUCGUACUUUUACAAGGAGCAGUGCUUCGCCCUCAACGAGGCCGACAUCGUGGACCGCGUCGUCGAGCACGUCUCCUUUAUCGGCGGCACCCUCGGCGCCUCGCAGAAGCCGAGCCCCUUCCUCUGCCUCGCCUUCAAGCUCCUCGAGCUCGGCCCGAGCGACGCCGUCCUCGGCGAGUACCUGACAUUUGGUGGUGACGCCUUCAAGUAUCUCCGCGCCCUCGCCUGCUUCUACGUCCGCCUCACCCGCCAGGCCAAGGACGUCUACGAGACGCUCGAGCCCUACCUCGACGAUCGCCGCAAGCUCCGUCGCCGCGGACGCGCCGGCACGCGGCUCACCUUUGUUGACGAGUUUGUCGACGAGCUGCUGACCAGCGACCGAGUCUGCGCGACGAGUCUGUGGAAGAUGCCGAAGCGUGAGACGCUCGAGGACCUCGAGGUGCUGGAGCCGCGCGUCAGCGCCCUCGGAGAUUUGGAGGCGCUGCUGGAAGAGGACGACGACGGGGGCGAAGACGACAAGGGCGAGGGCGACAGUGGCGAGCGAGACAAAGACGAGGAUGAGGAGAAUGGCGAGGAGCAGGGGGAGGCGAAUCGGAGCGAUGGGGAGACGUCGAGUCGGUCUCGGUCGCGAAGCUCAUCACGACCACCUUGA